CAGUAGAGCCGUGUGUCGCGGGUUCGGUUGAGGCUGCUGUAGUUCAUGCUUUAGUUUUCAUAAUGUGUUGAACUGAACCGAACUCAGCAAUUUCAAUUCGAUAGCAAUAAUUAAAAUAAUGAAGAGAAAAACGUCUUCAGGGAAGGUAGGGCAUGUAGUUGCUUGGAUUAACAAGGCGGAAUGGGACCAGGUUCUUGAAUAUUUAUACUCCAAAGACUGCAGUGUACAGAAGUAUGCUCUGCAAAGGAUAUCUGCAUGGAGAGGAAGGUACGGCAGCAGCACACCUGUCGCCGUGGAAAGCACAGCAGACCUGGUCAGGUGUCAGGUGGUGGACGCUUCUGGACGGGGCUGUACCGAUGAAUUAGUGCUCUUGUACGGCAUGGCUCUUGUAAGGUUUGUGAACUUAAUCACUGAACGGAAGCAGAAGACAAUCUCCAUUCCUCUGAGACGGCUGGCCAAUGAGAUGAACAUUCCAGAGUGGAUAGUGAACUUGCGCCAUGACAUAACUCAUGGGAAACUCCCCUCCCUGAAGUGGUGUAGGAAAGGGUGUGAGUGUGUUCUGAAGUGGCUGCGGCAGGAGUAUUGGUCCCGGCAGCUUGGAAGCAGCCUGGUGGAGCAGUGGGACUCCUCCACUGAGGAGGACGAAGAGGAGGAGGAAGAGGUCACUGAGCCGCACAAGAGAUUCAAACACAAAGAGAUCUACGAAAAAGCUAGAGAAUUGUUGGUGUCCUAUGAAAAGGAACAGUUUCAGAGCUACAGAGAGCAAGUCCAUUUUCAUCUGCUUAUUAUCUUUAUAUUGGGACCUGCGCUCCUGUGCUGUACAUUUGUUGGACACAUGAUUGUAAGGCGCAGUAACUUGAGGAUUACUUAUGCCUACAAAGAUGAAACUCACCUUCCUGAGCAUAAAGUCAAAAUUCUGGUGCAAGCUGAGAAGCCACGAGAAAGGCAAAGAUCUCAAAAGGCUUUCACAGACCUGGAGGUCCUAGCUGAACUGCAGAAGGAGAACAAGGCAGAGAAGAUGAUGUGGCCCUGGUCCUCCUCUGAGCUGGAGUGGAUCAUGAUGCAGAUCAAAGACUUUGCUCCUGAGAACAGGGAGGCUCUGGCUGAAGUGCUCCUGGAUGAUGGAUUUCUCAUCCCAACCGCAGAACAGCUGGAAUCCUUACAAAUCCACCCUUCAGAGAAUUCUGAGUUGUCGAUGCCGUGCGUCCCUGGUGUGUUCGUUCAGUUCUGGCACCCCCUGCUGAAGCUGUUGCACUCCCAGGUGUUCACCCAGGUGUUGCUGGAGAAGCUGUUUGCUGAGCUGCAGCUGUGCGCAGAGACCUCUGCACACAGGACACAGUACAUCACAGGCUGGAUCACUGACAUCCUGACCUACAAUAACAGAGCAGGAAAAUCGCAGAAAGGUCUCUCUCGCAGCCAGAAGGAGACCAGGAGUAAAUGCCAGCUGUUUGCGAACCAGGUUCGACUGCAGUGGCAGAAACUCCUGACAUUGUGUCUGGCAGCCCCAUGCCUGGCCUCCCCCUACCUGUUGCAGCAGAUCCUGACGGACAUGGAUAAGCCACUCCCCCUCGACACACAGCAGCGACUGCUCCACUUGUGCUGUAUCUACACACAGCCAGGAGAGGGCGCCAUCCCUUCAAUGGACACUGACCAGUGGGAGGAGGAGCCAGUCCACACUGUGGAGAGUCUGCAGAGGAGGGUCAGGCAGGAGCUGCCGCCCAGAGCCAGGGUCCCAGUGCCCCAGCCAGCCAGCCCAGCCUCUCGACUCAACGUAGGGGAGCGAGUGACUGUUCAGGAGCCCUCACAGGACCUCCAUGAGCAGCUGAGCCCAGAGAUCAUAGCUGAGAGAAUGGCAGCACUGAAAGGGUCACCGUGGCAGAUAUGCACAGAUAAUGUGAAAUGGAAGGAUUUCCCUCUUGGUAAAGUGCCUGGCCAGUCUGAUGACCCCAGCUGUCUCCUGCUGGACAGUUACUCCACGAUGUCUGUGCUGGAGCAGCCUGUGGACGUGGAGCGGACAGCCCUUCGCUGUGCAGCCCCCAGCCGUGGAAUCUCGGAAGGCCUCCUGUGGACACAAAGUGAUCUUCACAAACUAAAAAGUGGCUUGCAGCUUUUCUAGAAGGAGAAAUACUUCAUUCACAGGCAGAAGGGGGAAAUGUGUGCUCUGAAUACAGCAGUUGCACAGAGCAAUGCCUUCUACAGCCGGGGGUUUCCUACACAGAAACAAGCCUGGCUGCAACAGUGACUCCAGAUUCCACUCUUCCUCGUGCUGUAAAACCUGGCUUGCUUGUUCUCUGGCAGCCCUGCAGACUCUUGCAGAUUUACCUGAUUUCAGGUAAAUCUGUGUACUUAACACCUUUCUGUCGUAACAAUGCUCUGAAGCUUUUUUUAUAGGACACUUGAUGCAGUUGUGCUUGAUUUAAAUUUGGGAAACAGAUUCUUCGACAAGCCUAGCUUCUAACGAGACAGUACUAUCUCUAAGAAAAUCCCACCGCGAUGUUUUAAGACUGCACAAUAACAUUUUGCUAUUUAUUUGCUGUUGUCUUGGUAUAGUUUAGGUGCAAUCAAUAAAUUACAUUUCCCCCUUUAUUGCCUUGUUUGCUGUGCCCUGAAAUACCUACACUAUGGACUUAUGAAAAUACAAAUUGUCCAUCUGCUAAAUUGCACACAUGCAAGGCGGCCCAUUGAGUUGUUUUUGAUGUUUAUGUUUGCUGAUGUUUUCUGAGGAAGACCAUUGAAUUUCACCAGCUGCGUUUUUGUUUGUUUUGUUUUUUUGUUGUUUUUUUUUACAAGAACAUUGUAUUUACUGUACCUGUGGUAUUUAAAUGUUUUCAUUUUCUUUAAUACAAGUUUAACGUGAAUGGUAAUAAAGUAAUUGACUGUCAACAAACUUUUAAAUAACAUCUUGUCAGAUAUUGGCAUGUGAGUUUAUAACACCCUAGUAGAACUACUGUUUUUAUUAUUAUUAUUAUUUGUAUUUUUGUGUUUUCUUUAACAACAUGAUGAAAAAAAUGUUUGAAUUGUUUUAAAAAAACAGAACUGAGAAUAAAGCCUUCUUAA
Messenger RNA from Polyodon spathula (Mississippi paddlefish), 3057 nucleotides. RefSeq names its product ribosomal biogenesis protein LAS1L-like. Gene Ontology annotation, cellular component: preribosome, large subunit precursor; Las1 complex. NCBI's taxonomy places the organism in Eukaryota, Metazoa, Chordata, Actinopteri, Acipenseriformes, Polyodontidae. The transcript is spliced from 14 exons. The coding region runs from base 119 to 2116 and encodes 665 amino acids. The record is from RefSeq and is a predicted model, not a curated record. Gene Ontology annotation, molecular function: endonuclease activity. Gene Ontology annotation, biological process: maturation of LSU-rRNA; maturation of 5.8S rRNA.